GCGGUGUCACCAAACUCCGCCGCCGGAGAAAUGGAUCGGAAAAGACCAUGGGAGGCUCUACCAAACCUAGCUCUUGCGAAUAUAUUUUGUAGAACCUCCAUUAAAGAUCGAUCCCAUAACAUUCCUUUCGUUUGCAGAUCAUGGGCCCACGCCGCUCGCCAUCCCCCGUGCUGGGCUUCCAUGGUGGCUGAAAAUCACUAUUUUCCUGGUAAUUCGGCCGCCGAUUUUGCCUUUUUGUUAGACUCUCACUCUAAUUUCGCUAGUUUUGUGGACCCUUAUGAUGGGAGGAGAAGCCCACAUCCUCACCGUGGCUUAGCAAGCUUGCAGGGGCUGAUCGGAAGAGCAGGUGGCGGCGCCGCCGUGACUUCUAUCUAUUUCUUCCCAUUUCUCACUUCCGCCGGCGCCACUCCUAACGAUGGCGCUAUUCUUUUCCUCAUCGCCGAACAGUGCCCAAACUUGAAGCACAUAUCUUUCCAUGGAUCUUACAAUGCUUCACAAGCAGCAAUAUUAGAAAUCAUCCACUGCUGUAAAAAGCUCGAGCUCGUAGAUUUCUCCGAUUCUCCGUAUUUCAACGCUUCGAUUCUGGAGGAAUUGAGCAUCUCUUGCCCUAAUAUCAGGGGAAUUAGAAGGAACGGUAAUUUGGAGCCAUCGUUUUCGCGCGCACUUAGUACCGGAUUUAAUUGCUUGAAGCUCGUAAAUUUCUCCAAUUCGACAUUGGUCGAUAAAGACCUCCUCAAAAUCGUGACAUCUUGCAAGAAACUAUGCUAUCUAGACGUUACGGGAUGCCAAGGGUUGAUAUAUUACAUGCACAUUAUAAAGGUUGCCUCUGCAAAGAUUGCCAAUAUUCUGUACGAUUGAUCUUUUCGAUUUUCUUUUUUUUAAAUCGAAAUAUGAAAUUUUGUGACUCGAGUUUUUUCCGGUUUGUUGGUUAGUGAUGAGGCAAUGUAGUGAAUAUUUUUUUAUGUGUGCAGUGAUUCUAUUUAUUUUUUAGAUGGGAAAAAUGUGCACGUUUAAAACAAGUCUUUGAAAAGGGCUUUUGGCAUAACAGACACAUGCAUACUGUCAAAAAUUCACUAAAAGAAUAAAGAUAAGGUGGUUGUGCUUUGUGGUUGUAGUGGUGAUUUAACUAUAAUUAUCAUAUAUAAUAUUUCACAUGGCAUUUUAUGCGUGUUGAUUAUAAUUACUUUUUAGUGGAAAUAUCAUAUGUAUAUAUAUAUAGAUGAUGUGAUUUUGAUUCUGUGACUUGUUGACACCUAGCUUUGUUUUAAUGUGGGCACCAUUCAGUAAUCACCAAACAAUAGAAUAUGAAAAUAGUAUAACAAAUAAUUGAUGUCUUGUUUUAGAUAAUUCAUUAUCUAGCUACCAGAUCAUGGCUUCAUACUUGACAUUAGAUUAAUUCAUUCUCAAUCUCUGCACACCUGAGAAUUAAACACACACACACACACACACACACACAGACAAAGUAGUUCAAUAGAAGAGUGGUGAUGGAGGAGCUGGGAAGGCUGAGCCACCUGUACGUGACGGUGUUUCUGUCAUAUUUUUCAUUAUAUUUGGUGAAUCCGGCGAUCCCAGAUGUUACCGUGCAGGCUGUUUGUGGCGGCGGUAAAGAGGAGUGCUCGCUCGCCAUUUACCUCACCGGUUUCACGCAAGCUAUCACUGGGUUGGGUGCGGUGGUGAUGAUGCCGAUGAUCGGCAAUCUUUCGGAUGUUUAUGGUCGGAAAAAUUUGAUGACUAUUCCUAUGACUCUUGCAAUAAUACCACUUGUAAUUAUGGCAUGGAAUCGAACGACGAACUUCUAUUAUGCAUACUAUGUAUUCAAGACAUUGACCGACAUUGUUGCAGAUGGUGGUAUUCUCUGCCUUGCUCUUGGCUAUUUGGCGGACUGUGUAGCAGAAGGGAAGCGAGUGGCCGUAUUUUCAGUAUUGAGCGGUGUAAUUUGCGGUGCAAACGUCUGUGGUUCUUUGGCCGCUCGUUUACUCUCAACACCUCACAUCUUUCAGGUUGCCGCAGUUAUAUCAAUUGUUGCAGCAAUUUAUAUGAGAGUCUUUCUCAAAGACCCAGUUCGUGAAAAAAAUGAUAUGUUGUUGGAGCAGCCAAUCUUGAACCCCGGAAAAGGAAGUAGCAAAUCAUCGGAAAAUAUAAGCUUCAUUCAUCAAAUUCCAUCGCCAAAAGAUGUAUUUAUUCUGUUCAGGAGUAGCAAUAAAUUUGCACUAGCUGCAUCUGUUAGUUUCUUCACUAGUCUCGCUGAGGCUGGAGGUGCAGCAUUCUUGAUGUAUUUCUUGAAGGCCCGUUUCCACUUCAAUAAGGACCAAUUCGCAGUAGUACUUCUGAUUACAAACCUCGGAGCAACUCUAACUAAUGCUAUUUUCAUGCCUAUAUUAGGACCUAUUGUGGGAGAAGAGACGCUGCUUUGUGUUGCACUCUUCAACGGAUUCCUAAAUAUGCUAUUUGAUAGCAUAGCAUGGUCAGCUUGGGUACCAUAUGCUUCUGCAUCGCUGGGGAUGUUCUUUACACUGUCGAGCCCGUGUAUCAGAAGCAUAGUUUCCAAAGAAGUUAAGUCCAGUGAACAAGGGAUAGCACAGGGAUGUAUUUUGGGCAUAACGUCAUUCGCCAAUGUCGUUUCUCCACUAAUUUUUAGUCCUCUGUCAGCUUUAUUUCUGUCUGAGAGAGCACCGUUCAAUUUCCCAGGUUUCUGUGUACUAUGCAUUGGAUUCGCAUAUGUGGUAGGUUUGAUUCUGAGCGUAGUGAUAAAUAUAAAUCCGUUUGUCUCGAGAAGAGACAGAGUGAGCGAAGAAAUAAACGUAGAGUAUAGACCUUAACCAUGGUUUCACAUUGUAUUUAUAUUGCAUUUUAUGAGAGAAAUAAAUGUGGAAACAUUCAACAAAUGUGUUAUAAAUUAUAUUUUUGUGUAUGUAUCAUCAUGUACCUAAGACAAGGUUGCUCUCUUCUUCUUGCUGUUAAACCUCUGUAAAUUAAUACAGUCGAGACUAGCAAAAUUCUAUUAAUUUAGCGAAAUAUUAAAUUUUC
Molecule: messenger RNA, 3027 nt
Organism: Erythranthe guttata (spotted monkey flower)
Lineage: Eukaryota; Viridiplantae; Streptophyta; Magnoliopsida; Lamiales; Phrymaceae
Source: RefSeq, a predicted model, not a curated record